GUCGAGAACAGUCGACAGAGAUCUAGAUCUGUUUUUUUUUUACCCGAGUCCCCGAACAUACGAGACCAACCAUGCUGAAGUGGACCGCCUCGGCCCAGCGACUGAACGAGCUGCUGCCCGCAGCGGAGGAGAUCCAGCAGCCCAGCCAGGCCAGGAGACUGCAGCGUCGGCAGCGGCGUGAACGGAGAGCCACGAUAGCCAACAAGGAGAACGUGCUGGGUGUGGGCUACACCUCCACCCCGGUGCCAGCGGUGGUGCGGCUGAGGAACAGUCCUUUGGUCCUGGCCCCGCUCAGCGAUAUCCGGAAUGUGACGCCAGAGCAGCGCUCCGCCUCGCCCCAUCUGCGUCAGCAGCAGCAGCCGCAGUACCAGCGGGUGCAGAGCGUCCACUAUGCCAGCACCCUGCCACGCUACGCCGAGGAGUACUCGCCCAAUGCGGCGGCCCCGCUGCUGCCCAGCGGCCAGCACCUGGCCAUGCGGGGACUGGCGCCCCUGGACCCGUUCCUGGAGCAGCCACGCUACAAGCAGCAGCAACAGCUGAAGAAGCGCAAGCUGGAGGCGGACUUUGUGGCCACCAUGGAGGUGCCACCGGCCACAGUGCAGGCCGCGCCACAGCGCCCCCUCACGCCGCAGCCGCCAUCCUCCGCCCAGAUGGGUGACCAGACCCUGGACAAGCUGAUCGACGCCAUCCUCGACUCCGCCUGCAAGGCCGAUGCCAGCGGCAAGAAGAAACCGCGCCGCUCCACCUUCAAUCUGCGCCGCCGCACCCUGGUCAAGCAGCAGCUGGAGUCGGACUGCGCCGUGACACUGUCGCCCUCCUACGCCCCUGGCGACGAUCCGGCCAGCGAUCUGAGCUUCAGCACCCUGCCGCUGGCACUCAGCCAGCCCCUGACACUAGUUCCCACUCCGGAGCCAGCCUCGCCAGUGUCCAAGCUGCCGCACCAUGUGCUCCUGCAGAUGCCCACGCCCACGCCCGCUCGUGUCCAGCCGCCCAAGCUGGGGGACAACACCUUCUGCCUGGAGACGCCCGUGAGGAGGCUGAAGCGCGGCAGGGAGGCACAGCCGGCGGCACUGGUGGCCAAGGAGUCGCCGCUCAAGCGCUACAAAGUCGACGAACGCAACUAUUUCGAGGUGGGCCUGGCCCUGCCCUCAUCCAUAUAUGUCUAAAGAGAGAGAGAGAGAGAGAGAGUAGAGGAGAAAGAGAAAACGAGAGAGAGAGAGAGAGAGAGAGAGAGCAAGCCGACGCUGACAAACGGGGGAAAAACGCUUAACCAUGACGCUUAACUAGUUCCUAAGCCUAAACUAAGUCUCAUCCCUGUACAUAUGCAAACAGUUCCCAAUUAUUUUAUUCUCAAUCCUAAGUAAUUUAUUCCCAGACAUCCUUUUUUUUUGCACGCUGCUGUUAUGUAGUUUUUGUA
This is a messenger RNA of Drosophila subobscura, 1417 nucleotides long. RefSeq lists its product as uncharacterized. NCBI's taxonomy places the organism in Eukaryota, Metazoa, Arthropoda, Insecta, Diptera, Drosophilidae. The record is from RefSeq and is a predicted model, not a curated record. Bases 72 to 1166 code for a protein of 364 amino acids. The transcript has a single exon.